AUGGAGGCGGCGGCGGCCCCGGUCCCGGGCGGCGGCCCCGGUACCCUGCUGCUCUGCCUGGCCCUCGCCUCCGGCUUGGCGUGCUUUGGCUGCGUGGGUGCCGACACCAAUGCCACCGAGGGGCUCAGCUGCGGCACAGCCAAGGGAUGCACAGGGAACGGGACGCAGCUGCGGCGGCACAGCCACUUCUCCCGGUGCCCGGAGGAGUAUCAGCACUACUGUGUCAAAGGGAGGUGCCGCUUCCUCGUGGCCGAGGAGGCGCCGGCUUGUGUGUGCGAGCGGGGCUACACCGGGGCUCGCUGCGAGAGGGUGGAUCUGUUCUACCUGCGAGGGGACCAGGGCCAGAUCGUCAUCAUCUCCCUCAUCGUCGGCAUUGUCGCCCUCAUCAUCCUCGUCGUCGGCAUUUGCCUCUGCAGCCACCACUGUCGGAGGCAGCGUAGGAAGAGAAAGGCAGAAGAGAUGGAAACGUUAAACAAGGAUGGACCUUCCAGAAGUGAAGAUGUGCGGGAAACGGGCAUCGCGUGAAGGAGCUCCCGGUACCUGCGGGCGGGUCCCGGACGGCAGCAGCGGUUGGCUCCAUGGGCGAGGGCUAAAACGUGCGGCGGUUUGAAUAAAGGGGUGGCGGAAAGGUGUCCCCGUGUCGCCAAUGUCCUUGCGGGGGCGGGGACUGCGCUGCCGCGCCGCGGCCGCCAGACGGCGACACUGAGCAGGGGCGGCCCACCCGCCAUACCCGCGGUGGCCACGGGAGGGCGCCACAACCGCGGCGCCUCCGCCCCGCUCCCGGUCCCGGUCCCGGUCCCGGUCCCGCUCCCGGUCCCGGUCCAAGCGGCUCUACCGGGCUCGGGUCCCGUUCCGGGCGGCCUGAGGGCCGUGCUGGAGCUGCUCCCAUUGCAGCCGCGCCUCUCCGCAAGGACCGAGCCGAGCUCAGCGUCCCCGGGCGCUCUCCCGGUUCCCGACUACCGGCGGGAGAGGGGAGGGACCGGGUGAGGGAAAGCGGGCAAAAGUGGUGGAGAACCGGGGCAGAACUGGGUGAACCGGGGCCGUUGGCUCCCGUCGCCCCCGCGCUGCGGGCUCUGGUGCCUGGAGUUGCGGCGCGGAUCCUGCCCGUGGCUCUGAGAGCGGGUUUGGGCACCGACCCUCUGCGGGGGGACAGCAUCAGCUUCCCGGGAUGGGGCCGGGUGUCCCUGGUGUCCCCCACGCGGGAGGUGGGGACGCGGUGGAGCUCCCGAUUCCCGGCCCGGUGACCGGUCCCGGUGGGGCUGGAGUCUCCGGGAUAACCGGUGACCAUCCCGGUGACCAUCCCGGCCCCGGGCUCUGUUCUCCCGGCACGGGCACCGGCUGGGCUCCUCUGCCCGAGCAGGACAGACCCUUCCAGCCUGGCACGGCUUUGCCACGGAUGGGAUGUGCCCAAACUGGUGAGAGUGGGAGCAGCUGCUGGGCAAACUGGUUUGCACCGGGGUCCAACCCUUUGCUCCUGCCCAUGCUCAUCCUCACGGGUGGAUGCCUGGCAGCAGUAGGGACUUGGGGAUGGCUCUGGGGCUGUGUAAAGCCCUGCCGUGACUGAAAACCUUCUUUUUCAGCUCCAAGCGUGGCCAUGGUGAGAGCUGAGGCCACCCCAGGGAUCUGCACCGGCGAUUCCAGCUGGAUACGGGGGGCCACGGCCACCCCGGUGGUGCCAGUCCCUCGGGAAUGUUGGUGCCCAAGCGAUGCCACGUGGCUGUGCCAAAGGGUGGGGAGGGCUCAUCCCAAGGAGCGUGGCCCUGAGGUGCCAAGGGACAUUUUUUGGGCUCCUAUUUCAGGGAUGCAGGAUGGGGAAGUGGAUUCUCCAUUGCACACAGCUGCUGGAAGCUCUGCUGUGAGCUGAGUGGCACCAGCAGCACCUGUGAGCUGAUUCCCCCUCUAUAAAUGCUGCUGAUCCCCAGGCUUUGCUGGGCCUGCCUGGAGGGAGCAAAACCAAGAGAAAAAAUGCUUGCUGUUUCCUUGGGGAUGUGCUGUACACAGUCUGGGAGACAAAUAAAAUGAACAGGAGGU
Messenger RNA from Taeniopygia guttata (zebra finch), 2031 nucleotides. RefSeq names its product betacellulin (gene BTC). Gene Ontology annotation, molecular function: growth factor activity; epidermal growth factor receptor binding. Gene Ontology annotation, biological process: positive regulation of cell population proliferation; positive regulation of mitotic nuclear division; epidermal growth factor receptor signaling pathway. The record is from RefSeq and is a predicted model, not a curated record. NCBI's taxonomy places the organism in Eukaryota, Metazoa, Chordata, Aves, Passeriformes, Estrildidae.